AUGGCGCUUCAACUGACUCUAUCAUGUGAUUCGGAUAAAACCGAAAGUGGUCCCGUGCUCAUUCAUUCAACUGGAGUUGAGCAUUACAAAAUUCCACCGGAUGUGAUUCGCAUAUUACAAGAAACUUUGACGAACGAAUUGUUAUCUGACCAUGCCGAUGGUGUACUCUGUAACGAAGGUUCUCAACGGGUUCUCGAUAUUCUUCUUCAAAAUGGAUUUACGUUACAGAAUCAAUCUGAUGAAGAUGGUAAGACGACGUGGGUAGUUGAAAAAGGUGGUGAUGGUGAAAGUGAUCGUUCGGUUCAACCUCCGGAUAAUUCCAAUACAACAGGUGACGAUGAAAAUGGAGAUGAUGCUGGAAAUGAAGAUCAAGGUGGUGGCGAGGAAGGCGGUGAAGAAGGUGGCGAGGAAGGUGGUGAAGAAAAGGAAGAAGAAUAG
This is a messenger RNA of Adineta ricciae, 438 nucleotides long. The record is from the annotation of a GenBank genome assembly. NCBI's taxonomy places the organism in Eukaryota, Metazoa, Rotifera, Eurotatoria, Adinetida, Adinetidae.